Molecule: messenger RNA, 2022 nt
Organism: Yarrowia lipolytica CLIB122
Lineage: Eukaryota; Fungi; Ascomycota; Dipodascomycetes; Dipodascales
Biological process (GO): proteolysis
Cellular component (GO): cytoplasm
Molecular function (GO): metalloexopeptidase activity; dipeptidyl-peptidase activity
Source: RefSeq, a predicted model, not a curated record
AUGUCUCUCAACGACACCAAAGCACCCCACAUCCAGCUCGCUAUCAAGGAUCACUUUGAUGCUCUGUCCGACACUGAGAAGAAGUACGCCCACCACUUCUCUCGAGCCUCACAUCUCGGAACCAGAGUUGUACUCAGACAGGUUUCGCCCGAGUCCGAGGACAUCUACAACCUGAUUCUGGCCAUCGCUGAGGCUGUCAAUCAGGACUACUCCAAGCUCGAGUCGGAGUCAGUGUCCAAGGAAGACGUUCGAUCCUUCCUGGAGUACUCGUCCCAGUUCCUGUCCAACCUCGGAAACUUCAAGUCCUUUGGAGAUGCCAAGUUUGUUCCUCGACUGGAACGUGCCAAGUUCGCCACCAUUGCUGCCACCGCCGACCAGACCGCCAACUUCGACAAGGUGGCCGACGCCAUCUACUCCACCGACAAGACCCUGCUGGGCUUCCUGGACAAGGGCCACGUGACCGCGUACUACGGCGGCGACAUCACUGAAGACGAAAUCACAAAGAUCAACGACUUCUGCGCCUCUAAGACCAUCUACCCCGAAAACACCCGGGUGUGGAAGACUGGCCCCAAGCAAUUUGAGCUGCGAAUCGCCUCGGCUGAUACCGGCAUCGCCCAGGAUACCCAGUUCGAUCCCUCCUACGAGAUUCCCGAUGUUGGAACCCUCAAGCUGGCCUACGGAGACUCCAAGAACGAGUUUGCCCAGAUCUCCGAGGAGAUGGCUGCUGCUGGAAAGAACGCUGCCAAUCACGUUCAGGAGCAGAUGAUCGCCGCCUACGUUGACUCCUUCAAGACUGGCUCCAUGGCUGCUCACCGAGAGUCCCAGAAGUUCUGGGUCAAGGACCUGGGUCCGGCUGUUGAGACCAACAUUGGUUUCAUCGAGACCUACCGAGACCCCGCUGGUGUGCGAGGCGAAUGGGAGGGUCUUGUGGCUGUCGUCAACAAGGAGCGAACCAAGAAGUUUGGCGCUCUCGUUGAGGGGGCCAAGGAGUACGUUUCCCAGCUGCCCUGGGACGCCGAGUUCGAGAAGGACGUUUUCACUCCUCCGGAUUUCCUGUCUCUGGAGGUUCUCACUUUCGCCGGUUCAGGUAUUCCCGCCGGAAUCAACAUUCCUAACUACGAUGAUAUCCGUCUGACUGUUGGUUUUAAGAACGUGUCUCUGGGCAACAUUCUGUCGUCCAAGUCCAGCAACGAGAAGAUCACCUUCCUUAAGGAUGAGGACCUGCCUCUGUUUGAGCAGCUCAAGGGUCCCGCCUUUGAGGUCCAGGUCGGUAUCCACGAGCUUCUGGGCCAUGGUACCGGUAAGCUGCUUUCUCAGGAGCGAGACGGCACUUUCAACUACGACAACGCCAACCCUCCCAUCGACCCCAACACCGGUGAGAAAAUCACCACCUACUACAAGGCCGGCGAGACCUGGGGCAGCGUGUUUGGUGCCAUGGCCGGCUCCUACGAGGAGUGCCGAGCCGAGUGUGUGGCCAUGUACCUGCUCACCAACAAGAAGCUGCUGGAGAUCUUUGGUCAUACCGGACAGGAGGCCGAUGAUGUCAUCUACAUUGGCUACCUGCUCAUGGCUCGUGCCGGUCUGCUGGCCCUUGAGUUCUGGGACCCUGCUACCCGAAAGUGGGGCCAGCCUCAUAUGCAGGCACGAUACUCCAUUAUGCGAAGCUUCGUUGAUUGCGGCGCCGUGGAGCUCAAGUCCACCAAGCCCGACUUCUCGGAUCUGACCAUUGUGCUUGAUCGAUCUAAGAUCCCCGCUGCCCAGAAGGCCGUGGGCGAGUACCUCAACAAGCUGCAUAUCUACAAGUGCUCCGCCGACUUUGAGAAGGGCUCUGCUCUGUACAACGCCACCACCAACGUCUCCGAGGAGAUGGCUGCAUACCGGGAGAUAGUUAUGGACUCGAAGCAGCCCCGACGAAUCUUUGUGCAGCCCAACACUGUGCUGAGGGAAGGCAAGGUCGAGCUGGUUGAGUAUGAGGCCUCCGAGGAGGGCAACAUCAAGUCUUUCCUUGAGCGCCGUGUCUAA